This is a messenger RNA of Sebastes umbrosus (honeycomb rockfish), 5935 nucleotides long. RefSeq names its product immunoglobulin superfamily member 11 (gene igsf11). Gene Ontology annotation, biological process: homophilic cell-cell adhesion. The transcript is spliced from 8 exons. Gene Ontology annotation, molecular function: ionotropic glutamate receptor binding. The record is from RefSeq and is a predicted model, not a curated record. Bases 827 to 2287 code for a protein of 486 amino acids. Gene Ontology annotation, cellular component: cell-cell junction. Lineage: Eukaryota; Metazoa; Chordata; Actinopteri; Perciformes; Sebastidae.
UGAGCGAUGCUCGUUCAUGUCUAUGUAGAGCGAGCACAAGCGCGAGCAACAGGACGCUGACUUUCGUUGACUUAACGGCCACAGGUGUCGCUGUUAACAAGCAUUUCUGAAAGUUACAAAUUGUCCCUUUAAGUACUGGAGUGAUGUGAUCAGUUCUUUUGGUUUUUGUAAGAACUCUAGCAGCUGCAUUUUGAACCAUCUGAAGCUGUUUGAUGGUCUUUUUAGAUAGGCCAAUCUGAAGCUCUGUCCUUUUGCCACCUCAUGACAAACAACCCUGGGAUGUUUUAUUUUGAAAAACAUCAAUAGGAAGUGGUAUUGCUUCCAAUGCUGUGUGCUUUUUGCUCCGAGGUCCGCUCAGCUGCAGCAGAACAGACGAGAAAGCAUGGAGCGCAACAAGACGCGUUGGAGAGACUCAGCAAGCGGACGGGAAAAGUGGCAGUUUCUCAUCUGUUUGUAAGUCACUUUCAGCAAACAGUCUGGCAGAUUUGUGCUCCCCAGCAGGUGGACAUUGAGCAUCCCCAAAGCGUGCGUAAAAUGACCGGAGAGGAGAGAGAAUAGUGUUGGAGUGACCAGCAGCGACCAAAGAACAGGAGGAAAAGGAGGAGUAAAAAAAAAGAGACGCGUGUGCUUUGGAUUUCCACACAUUUGAACAUUUCACGUUUAUUUUUUUGGGGGAAAAAAAUGUCCCACAGCUUUUAAUGUCUCAUGCCAUUAGAGGGAACAGUUACUUCUCUUCAAGGAAACUGUGAGUUGAGCUGAGAUCUCGUUAAAAGAAGGAGACAAGUGGGCUGAAACUGAAGAAGCAGUCACUGAACAGUUACGAGCCAUGGUGAAGUUUCAUAACUCGGACCUAUGGAUAGCCUGGAUGGUCAUCUUCUGCAUGGAGGGUUCAAGGUUUGAUCUGCACACAGGGAAAGUGUGUGUGCGGGCGCUGGAUGUGACGGUGUCCCAGAGCAGUGUCCAGGUGGCCCGCGGCCAAGCAGCCGUCCUGCCCUGCUCCUUCACCACCAGCGCUGCCCUCAACAACCUCAACAUCAUCUGGAUGGUGAUACCGCUGUCCAAUGCCAACCAGCCAGAACAGGUGAUAAUUUACCAGGGCGGCCAGGUGUUCAGCCUCGCCAACCACCUCAAUGGCCGUGUGGGCUUCGUGGCCACCAUGCCAAGUACAAGUGCCUCCAUCUUCAUCAACAACACCCAGCUGUCCGACACUGGGACCUACCAGUGCCUGGUCAACAACCUCCCAGACAGAGGGGGGCGCAACAUCGGCGUCAUUGGGCUCACCGUGUUGGUGCCCCCCUCGGUGCCAGCAUGUCGAAUCCAGGGCACGCUGGAUGUCGGCAGUGACAUCAUGCUGAUCUGCAGCUCCGAGGAAGGUAUUCCCACGCCGUCCUACUCCUGGGAGAAGCUGGACGCGCUGCCCAAGCUGCCGCACAACGCCAUGCAAGACCAGAUGCAGGGAACUGUAACACUGAGAAACAUCAGCUCCAGCACCUCAGGACUCUACCAGUGUACCUCCAGCAAUGCUAUAGGCAAGAGCACCUGUCUGCUCAACCUGCAGGUCGUAUCACCCCAGCCUCAGAGUGUGGGUCUGAUAGCGGGCACCAUCGCUACAGGAGUCCUGGCACUCAUCAUCUGCUCCCUGUUAGUGGUGGUCACGCUCUUCUACUGGAAGAACAAGAACAAAUACGACGAGGAGGAAAUCCCCAAUGAGAUCAGAGAAGAUGACCUUCCUCCCAAGAGGUCGUCAUCGGUGAAGGCUUUCCAUGCCGAUGCCUCAUCCUCAGAGAAUGACACGCUGACGUCUACCAACACCUACAACAGCCGCUACUGGCACAACCCCAAACCCAACUACGACACCAACUCCUACACGCGCUACAACGGAGACACUCGCCAGACCUUCUCCACCGCCGCUCACGGUGCACACGGACACGGACAGGCCCAGAACGCAGGACACGGCCACAGUACGGUGGUCACAGCGCCAGGCACAGCUCCGCUGUCCCGCCACGCGCAUCCCACAACGGCGGCGACGACGACGACAACGACGACAUCGUUCGCCAACGGCAGCCACACGCUCCCGCCGCCCAAGACACUGGUGGUCACCACAAACUCUGCCCCGUCCCCUUCCACCAUGGUGCGCAGCAACGGCACUGUGAGCCUCAAACCGGUGGUGACGUCCGCGCACGGGCAGCACACGCACUCGUACGCGGUGAGCCAGGCCACGCUGGAGCGGAUGGGGGCGGUGCCUGUCAUGGUGCCCGCCCAGAGCAGAGCAGGCUCGCUGGUGUGAAAUAGUAUUAGCUUUGAAAACAAGACUAAACGAGUGUGACGUUUGAAACCCACUGAUGAAAAACAGACCGAAUAUGGGCUGAAGCAGCCCGCUGCCCUUUACUACUGUGUCUUUCUGUAUGUCUCGACCUCUUUAACGCGAAACAAACUGGGAUUCUACAGUGCAGAGUUCAUUUAAUGCCAAUUCCUUGAUGGAAGGGACCCUCCGUUUUGUAGACGAGCACUACAUGGAAUCUGAUCAUCCCCUUAUUGGAUGAAUUUUCCUGGCGGGUGUGGUGGGAACUACUUUUUAACCACAAAGCUGUCGUGAAAUUUCCUGCAGAACCUGGAUUCCCAAAUCUUUUUUCAGGGCUGGAUCAUUGUGAUGAUUGUGUUUUUCUUGGGACUCAAAGCAACACAAAGCAUUUUCAUCUCAGUGUGUCCAUACUGCACGGUCAGACAGGAGCGAGCUCGGAUUCCCACAUAAAUGCAUGUGUCUCUUGUUUUAAGAUACCAUAUUAUUUCUAAAAAAGUUAUUUUCACGGUUGUAAUUUUGAUUGACAGUAAUGAUAGUGAUGGUGAGGAUUAUGCACUGAAAAUGUGAAUGUUGGGAGUAACUUAAAGGAUGAAAGUAUAAGAGUGAUAUAAUGUUGGGUGAAAUGGCCUUAGAAGUUUAGGGAGAGCGGUUUUAUUGGGUGCAAUACAUCGCAUAAUAUACUUUACUUCAUCGAAUGCAAACAUUUUAAUUACGUUUUCGCACUUUUCAGAGCAAUUUAUAUCAAAACUGCUGUCUUAUGAACAAUAACUCAGUCUUACUAAUGACAUGCUUUACCCAUACUACAUAUAUUGAAACGUUUCUGCUCAUACAAACACUGGUUAUAUUUGAAGAUAUAGCACAAACACUGGAUUCUCACAACAGAAAGCCACUGUCCCCCUCCCUGAUUUAAACUUGAACCUGCAGAUGGAUGUUGUCGUAGUCUCCGCUGUGUUCGCCGUGUUCAUCCUCGCUGUUGUCCUGAUCUGGUUCAUGUCACAUUAGUGCUGCUUUGAGAAGACGUGGAUAAGAGGAUGUCUUAUUUCAUAAAUGCUUUAUAAAGAGACAAAUAUAUAUUUAAAGGUGAUUUUUUUUCCCCUUGACAAAGGCUUACACCUAUGGUUUUCUACUGUACAUAUUGUAACUAAAACAGUAGGCUAGAUUGUGAAUCAAAGAAAAUAUAUUACGUCUGACUGAUACAUAUUCUACAACUCAUGUGUCUUAAUUUUAAAAUGGUUCUUUUUGUUGCAUUAGACAACAAGCUGGGUUUGAUAGUCAGUGUUAUUGGUUUCAGUGAAGGGAUGUUUUUUUUAAUGCCAUUUCAUUACCAGGUCUGAGGUAAACACAGUAUGGUUUAACAUGAAUGGCCAUAUGUUUUACUUUAAAUAAUAGACACCUCUGCUGUAUAUGGUAGAAAGUAUCACUGUGUUUCUGACCUACUGUAUUUAUGCUUUAACCAAAUCUCACCAUUCUGUUAAAGAACUGUUCCCAAAUUUAGCAAUCCUCAUCUCUUACUGUGCAUUACCUCAAUGCACAAUACUAAUAAUUUCUUGUAGCUACGAUGCAAUAUUUGAUACGGCAAUUAUUUGUGUGUUACAUGCAGUAUCGGAAAGUGUGUUUUAUUCGUCAAAGCAAUUCCUCUUUGCGUCUAAUAUAUGAGUUUUAAUUAAAUGUGCUGUUUUGGCAUUUUAAAGUUUUACUGAGACAAAUUUAUGUGCUGACAUUACAAAAAGUGCUCCAGCUUUAACACCUAUAAUUUCAUAAUUUAUGAUGGAAUUUUUUUUUUUUCAUUUAUAUUAUUUAGUCCAGAUGACUUCACUGACUUUUAAAACACCUUUUUAUGCCGGGGCUAUUACAUUUAUUUAUGUCUUCAUGCCGUUUCCUAGCAGGUGUUAUAUUACACUGAAAUGCAGUUAAUUGAAUUAGAAAAUAAAAAUAAACUGGGAGGGUUGGCAGCAAGUUUAGAGUGGUACGAGCUCCUUAUUUUAGACUGGAACAUAAAUAAACAGAGUGCUCUUUAAUCCCAAUAAACAUUGGGAUAAUAUGAGCAAUAAAUACUAGCCAAGGUGAUGUACUUUUAUGUUAUUGAUGUCAUCCCUUAAUUCACACAUUUAUGGAGCCACAAAAUAGACCUGCUGAGUACCAGUCAACACUGGUUUUCCUUCACAGUUUGUUGUCAGUGAUGCAGUCCUGCCGUUUACACAGACCUGGAUCAAACCACACGAUUUGACUGUUACCAGCUCACUAAAUGUGCGUUAUCAGUUGCUAUAAGUAUCAUCGAUGUGGGUCAGUAGAGGCUUGCUAUGCCUACUACGUUGUAAAAGUGAAAGCGAAACUUAAAAGCAACAUGUUCUAACAUGUAAAACUGCAUGAAAUAUAGGUUUAGGCAACAAAACUACAACUUCUGUAGGUUUAGGCAACAAAACCACUUGGUUAAGUUUAGGGAAAAAGAUUGUGUUUUGGUUUAAAAUAACCAGUGAAACUUACCGCUUGUGCACACAAAGACAACUACAAGUUAUUGGUUUCACACAGGAUGCGACCUGCCCUGGGUGAAAGCCCUUUGGUUUGUCCUCUGCUUUUGCUCCUGUAAUAAUUAUUAUGGUCGCUAGGGGUCACUGUCGUGUUAUUUUAUUCCCUCUUUCGGUGAUUGACCAUGUGCAUCGAUUAUAAAACCUACUACUGGGUGUAGCAGGGCCCUACUGACCCACGUCUAUGAGGCUUAUAACCACUGAUAACACACACUUAAUGACCUGAUAACAGUCUAAUCAUCUGAUCAAACGGUAAUCCUGAAUUUCUCCUGUUUUUUGCCUGGAAGUAAUGAUAUAAAUGGCUUGUAGUUAAAUAUCUGCAUUUUUAUUCACUAUUUUGUCAGUUAUUACAAUAUGUACCAGUCCAGAUCAAUCACAAAUACUGUAUGUUUGUUCAUCUUUGUUCAUUUGACCCCGGUCUACACCUGCUCCGUGUUGUUACAGACACAUUUAUCCAACAUGUUUUUGCUUUCUUUUUUGUCUCAAGGCUGUCUACUGCGUGGCAGAGCUACAGUACUUAUAGGUUAAAUCCACCGGCAACACACACAUUGAUUUAUAAAUACAGUAAGGCUUAAAGAGGUCAAAUGAUCAAAGGUCAGUUGUCACCUCCUCCUCUCCUUUUUGUGUUUUCAGAAUCAAGUCUUCUGUCUGUGUAGAUUUCACUCACCAUCUCUCCCGGUGUCCUUUCCCUGAGCACCGGCUGACAACAUUAAAGAAGAACUUUUCUUCUGACAUCUCUGGCUUUGUUCUUCCCACAGAAAAAUUUCAGGCUGGAAAAGCUAAACUGAGAUUAUUUUACUUUAACUCUGCCCUCUGUUUGCAGGCGCAACGGAGCAAAGAGAGCACAAUCAGUAGAGAACUACUGAGGCUUUAACCCAAAUUAAAUCAACAUCUCAUCUUCUACCCUGGCCAUAGGCUGGCGUGUGGUACACAAGGUGGUAUAUGGGUUGUGUAUAUAGAUACAUAAUAACAUGUGAUAUAUUGCCAAUAGUAAAACCAAUCUGUAAAUAUGUAUAAAAAUACAUCUUGUUCUUACUGUUGGGUUGAAAUGAAAUAGGAAAAAUAACACUGGAACUUGUAGUGAAUAAAUAUUGUUAAUACAUUCUAA